Staurois parvus is the source of this 428-nucleotide messenger RNA. The record is from the annotation of a GenBank genome assembly. NCBI's taxonomy places the organism in Eukaryota, Metazoa, Chordata, Amphibia, Anura, Ranidae.
UGUGUUUAAAGUGAUUCUAAAUGUUUGUUUAUUUUUUGCAAAAAUUACAAACAUGUCUAUACUUACCUGCUUCAUGCAGUAGUUUUGCACAGAGCAGCCUGGGUUCUUCUCUUCUCGUGUCCCCUGCAGGCACUCCUGGCCUCUCCCUCCUGUUGGGUGCCUCCACAGCAAGAAGCUUGCUAUGGGGGCACCCACUGCUCUGUGUGCCCGUUCACACAUGGAGCAGCAGUUCAGCCCCUCCCUUCUCUCUUCUUGUUAGCUGACUGGCUGUAAUUGACAGCAGUGAGAGCCCAUGUCUCCCACUUCUGUCUCAGCUAGUGAGAAGAGGGAGUCUCGGGAUAGCCAAGACUCCAGUGCACAUCGCUGGAUCGAGAUGGGGCUUAGAAUGCAUGAAGGUAAAACACUUUGAGCCUUUAGAACCACUUUAA